AUGGAUGAAAACUGGCAAUCCAUUCUUCAAGAGGCUCUGGUUCAUCCCGUGGAGUCGUUGUCGAGUUAUGUACACGUGUGUCUUGUGAGCACACUGGAACGACUGCUCCUGCUGCUCUCGCUCAUUUUGAAUGCCUACGUGUGCAUUCUCUUUGUCAAGACAUGGAGAUGGCCUCAAAAGCAAAAGAAACUCGACGAUGAAAUGCAUCUACAGAGAAUUCAACAAUUCAUUCAAGGCCACAGCAAGGUGUUGACAUCCACCGAUCUGGAUGAAGACAACAAGGAAGAAAUUCCAUAUUGGCGCGUUCCGAAAGCAGGGCACGAGAAUGCACCAUCCGAAGACAGGAAACAAGCGCGCGACCAAGAGACAUCCUGUACUGCCAACGAUGAUACAACAUGCUGUAGCAGUAACCAUGACGACGACAACAACAACAAUCUCCGAUCUGUGCCGGGAGAAUGUGCCAUUUGUUUUCAAGACUAUUGUACGGGCGACAAAAUUAUUUGGUCUUCCAAUCCAAAUUGUGUUCAUUGCUAUCACGCAGAAUGUCUGCGGCAAUGGUUGUUGCCGUGGAGGGAUCGAAACAGAUUGUGUCCGUGUUGUCGGCUACCGUAUUGUCACCAAAAACUACAAUGA
This is a messenger RNA of Seminavis robusta, 633 nucleotides long. Lineage: Eukaryota; Bacillariophyta; Bacillariophyceae; Naviculales; Naviculaceae. The record is from the annotation of a GenBank genome assembly.